Molecule: messenger RNA, 2945 nt
Organism: Aplysia californica (California sea hare)
Lineage: Eukaryota; Metazoa; Mollusca; Gastropoda; Aplysiida; Aplysiidae
Product: formin
Exons: 19
Coding region: 473-2629 (718 amino acids)
Biological process (GO): actin filament network formation; cortical actin cytoskeleton organization; actin nucleation
Cellular component (GO): actin filament; cytoplasm; cytoskeleton
Molecular function (GO): actin filament binding; microtubule binding
Source: RefSeq, a predicted model, not a curated record
UUAAUCUAUUAUAGAUAUGAAGACUGACGUCUGUGAUGUAGUGGUUAGAUGCUUCGCUGUGGCACGCAAGAUACCCGAGUUCGUUAAAAGUGGAAGGCUUUUGACUCCUGCACCUAUAUGACCUAAUUGUGAAGCAAGGGCCGUAAAAAAUCUCAAUAAAACGAAAGCGAAAACUUUGACUCGCUCCAUUUAGUAUCGUGCUCAAAGGAAGGCGACUAUGUUUUCAGAACACUGUAUAAACCAUCUGGCGCUUCGGUUUCCUCUGUUAACCAAAUGGCGUGAGCUCAUGAUUACGUAAGGUGCGAAAUAGUCCAUCUCUAGGAGGAUAAAAUCUGUUUCAGGUCUUAGGUUGUUAGGAAUUUUUAAUUUUUUUUUUUACCAUAAUAGCUCUUAUUAUUAAUUAAUAGUUUACUUACCUAUCUGCUUUGUUGGUUGGGACAUAAUAAUCAAACAAGAUGUGCUUCAAUUUGAUAUGUUAACACCUGUACUCAUUACCCUCGAUAUGUUCUCCUUUCAGGCCCAGAACCAGUACAGAUGGGCAUCGCCGGAGCACUCGCAAGCUCCGCCCACUCCGAGCGAGAGCUCCGCCCCCCAGUCUGUAGGGGCGUGGCCUCCGUCACAGGCCGGGAGUGUGGAGGAGCUGGAGGAGGACAAGGAGCACAAACUCAAGUACUCCGAGGCUGACCACCAGGCCGGGCUAGCGCAGCUACGAACAGAGUACAAGGAACAGGAGGAGAAGAUAAAGAAAGACCACGAGGAUGAGCUGCUACGGAUGCGGGAUGGCUUCGCUGCCCAGAUUGAGCGGCUGAGUGACCAGAUUCUGAUCCUACAGGAUGAGGUCAAUAAGUACAAAACUUUGGCGGGGAUCGAGGAGAUGACGAAGGAGGCCCUGCAGGCAGCAGAAGCGGCCAGAAAAGAGGCCGGCCUCCCGUCCAGCAGCACACCCUCGGGGCCCUCUGAGAUGGUCUUGGCCAUCACGGGAACGCCCACCUCCCACUCUCUACAGAACGGCGACUCCUCCGCGCCCCCUGUCCCCCCUCUACCCUCCGAACACAGCCUGAACGGCACCCCAGCCCCGCCUCCUCCUCCUCCUCCUCCUCCUCCUCCACCUCCACCACCGCCUGGCCCCCCUCCUCCGCCCCCUUCUGCUAUCGGAGGACCCCCACCCCCACCACCUCCCCCUCCCCCGCCGGGAUUGGGCGGUCCUCCUCCCCCUCCCCCACCUCCCCCGGGUCCAGGGGGGCCCCCGCCACCUCCCCCUCCCGGAGGUCCAGGCGUAGCCAUGAGGAAAGAGUCCUCAAGGCCUAUUCUCAACCCCAAAAGUCCCAUGAAGCCAUUGUUCUGGAAGAGACUACAAAUGCACUCUCUGAAAUCCGUCAGAAAUCAGGAAGAAGAGAACCUGUUCUGGGAACAGAUAGAUGAGGAGCCGUUAAACUAUGACCAGUUUGAGGAGCUUUUCGCCAAAGUGGCAUUAGAGUCCAAGAAAAAGGCAUUGGCCAACAAGGCUAAGCCCAAAACUGUACAGCCUGCCAAAGUUAUUCAGCCAAAGAGAUCUCAAGCUGUGGGAAUUCUUUUGUCAAGUCUGCGGCUAGAGUUCUCUGAUAUAGAAGAAGCCAUACUCAACCUUGACACCUCAGUAUUGGAUGUAGAGAAAUUCAAAGCCAUCUAUGACAACAGACCUGAUGCUGAGGAGAUGAAGAUGAUUAAAAAACAGCUUGAAAAACAUCCGGAUGUGCCACUGGACAAGCCAGAGCAAUUUCUCCAUGACCUAGAGCAGAUACCAUACGUGGGUGACAGGGUAUUCUGUUUCAUCUUCCAGUCAACAUUCCAAGAGAACAUGGGUGGGAUUGACAACAAGCUCAAUAAUCUACGUAUGACCUGUGAGAUGCUGUCAUCUUUCAACAGUGUGAGGAGAAUAUUUGGCCUUAUACUUGCCUGUGGAAACUACAUGAAUGGAGGCAGCAGAACGAGAGGCCAAGCUGAUGGUUUCGAUCUGGAGAUCUUGCCAAAAUUGAAAGAUGUCAAAGCCAAAGACAACCGCACCAGCCUGCUACAGUUUGUGGUAUCCCGCUACGUCCACCAGUACGACUCUGACGUCAUGGGCACAGACCGGGCAAAGUUACCUCUACCUGACCCCAGUGAUAUACACCAAGCCGGUCUUGUCAACUUUGAGGAUAUUGAGAAAGAAUUAAAGAGAAUAAAGAAAGAUUUUAUCAGUGCUGAAAGCAAAGCAAACAACAUCAUACGGUCUUCCAAUGAUGGAAUAGAACCUUUCAAGACUAUUAUGUCAUCUUUUUUCGACAAAGGAAAGCAAGAUUUGAGGGAACAGGAAGAAAACCUCAAAGACUGUUCGGGACUGUUCCAAAAGACCUGUGUGUUUUUCUGUGUGAAGCCAAAAGGCAAUGACAAGAUCCCCACCCCGGAAAACUUUUUCUCUCUCUGGGCUUCCUUCUGCUCCGACUUCAAGGACAUCUGGAAGAAGGAGCAACAGAAUGUCAUGAAGCUGAAGAUCAAAGAGGCAGAGGACCGUGUGCGGAGAAUCAAAGAGUCCAAGCUAGUGCUGCCGCCUACACGUGCAAAGAAAGUUGGUGGACUGAAAGACAGAUUAUCGAGACAGGGAAAGAUAUGAGCUGCUGUACUUGUUCAAAUAUUAUGUUAUGAGACCACUGACUCAGCGCCGACCCAUCCCUUCCACGGCCUCCCUCAGCAAUACUGUACAGACAUCACUGGACGCAAAUCUACUGUGUGUACUGAAAGUCUGAUUGAGGGCGAUGUUGUUUGGGGUUUGUUUGUUUUUACUGUGACGACAAGGUUGUCAUUUUUUAAUGAUUGUGAUGCAGUCUUAUUGAGGUCUGUAUAGAAACUGUCUUCAAAGCAUUUCCAAUAACACCUGUGUUCUGUGUGCGUUUGCCAUUCUGUGUUCGUGAGAAAGUGUGGUCCGUGGG